AUGUCCAACAGCCGCUCCAUGGCCCAGUUCCUCCUCCUGGCAUUCACAGACAGGCGGGAGCUGCAGUUCCUGCACUUCUGACUCUUCCUGGGCAUCUCCCUGCCUGCCCUCCUGGGCAACGGUCUCAUCCUCAGUGCCGUAGCCUGCAACCACCACCUGCACACCCCCAGGGACUUCUUCCUGCUCCAACUCUCCCUUACAUACCUGGGUUGCAUCUGUACCACUGUCCCCAAAGCCAUGCACAACUCCUUCUGGGACACCAGGGACAUCUCCUACAUGGGAUGUGCUGCAAAGGUCUUUUUCUUUCUUUUUCUUUUUCUUAUGUCAACAGAGUUUUUCCUCCUCAUCAUCAUGUGCUACGACUGCUAUGUUGCCAUCUGCGAACCCCUGCACUACAGGACCCUCCUGGGCAGCAGAGUUUGUGUCCACAUGGCAACAGCUGCCUGGGCCACUGAGUUUCUCAAUGCUCUGCUGCACACAACCAAUACAUCUUCCCUGCCCCUGUGCCAGGGCAAUGCCCUAGGGCAGUUCUUCUGUGAAAUCCCACACAUCCUCAAGCUCUCCUGCUCACACUCAGGUUAC
Myiozetetes cayanensis is the source of this 582-nucleotide messenger RNA. Its product is annotated as olfactory receptor 14J1-like. Gene Ontology annotation, molecular function: olfactory receptor activity; G protein-coupled receptor activity. The record is from RefSeq and is a predicted model, not a curated record. Gene Ontology annotation, biological process: G protein-coupled receptor signaling pathway. Lineage: Eukaryota; Metazoa; Chordata; Aves; Passeriformes; Tyrannidae. Gene Ontology annotation, cellular component: membrane.